This is a messenger RNA of Pisolithus orientalis, 1052 nucleotides long. RefSeq names its product TBP-domain-containing protein. The record is from RefSeq and is a predicted model, not a curated record. Gene Ontology annotation, molecular function: RNA polymerase II general transcription initiation factor activity; DNA binding. NCBI's taxonomy places the organism in Eukaryota, Fungi, Basidiomycota, Agaricomycetes, Boletales, Pisolithaceae. The coding region runs from base 58 to 918 and encodes 286 amino acids. The transcript has 4 exons. Gene Ontology annotation, biological process: DNA-templated transcription initiation.
CAAUUUCCUCCCGCGCCGUGUUUUUCCCACGCACUGAUUUUAUUUUAUUUUUGAAAAAUGUCCUUUGCGCUGCCCGCCCGUCAAGUCACCUUUGGGAGGCCCGCUGUCCCCUACCAACCACAACAAGCUCAAGCACAGACCACCACACAUGGUUUGGCACUGCCGGGUUCCGCGCCCUCCGCACCAGUGUCGGUACCUGCCCCAGUCGUAGCCUCAGCCCCUCUCCCACCACCUCAGUCUCAGCCAAAUGCGACUACCACGACUAGCAACGGCACCACAACUGCUACCGUUGCCGGCCCAUCAACACAACCUACGCCUCCUGUACCAUCGACGCCGGCGCCGUUGACCCUCGAGCAGCAGCAUAUCACUGCCGUCGAGGGUAUCGUACCAACGCUCCAGAACAUCGUCGCGACGGUGAACCUGGAUUGCAAACUGGACCUAAAAACGAUCGCAUUGCACGCUAGGAAUGCAGAGUACAACCCAAAGCGUUUUGCAGCUGUAAUCAUGCGCAUUCGUGACCCAAAGACAACCGCCCUUAUUUUCGCGUCGGGCAAGAUGGUCGUCACGGGCGCGAAGAGCGAGGAUGAUUCGAGGCUUGCGUCGCGCAAAUACGCGCGAAUCGUGCAGAAGCUUGGCUUCGACGCAAAAUUUGCAGAGUUCAAGAUCCAGAAUAUCGUGGGGAGCUGUGAUGUCAAGUUCCCCAUACGUCUGGAGGGUCUUGCGUAUAGCCACGGACAGUUUAGUAGUUAUGAGCCUGAGCUGUUCCCUGGUCUUAUUUAUCGCAUGCUAAAGCCGAAGGUCGUACUCUUGAUCUUCGUCUCCGGUAAGAUAGUCCUGACGGGGGCGAAGGUUCGAGAGGAAAUCUAUACCGCGUUCAAUACGAUAUACACCGUGCUAUGCGAGUUCCGGAAACCAUGACGCUCGUUCGUGUUACACCGAUGGACUAUAAAGUAGUUUAUAUAUCCCGCACAUAAAUAGCAUUCAAUACAGGAGACGGGCUGUAGAAUCACCUACGAUACAUGUGUUCUAUUAGUACAGGGAGCAAAUACAGA